Talaromyces amestolkiae is the source of this 4965-nucleotide messenger RNA. RefSeq lists its product as uncharacterized. The transcript is spliced from 5 exons. The record is from RefSeq and is a predicted model, not a curated record. NCBI's taxonomy places the organism in Eukaryota, Fungi, Ascomycota, Eurotiomycetes, Eurotiales, Trichocomaceae. Gene Ontology annotation, cellular component: catalytic step 2 spliceosome; intracellular anatomical structure. Bases 1 to 4965 code for a protein of 1654 amino acids. Gene Ontology annotation, biological process: spliceosomal complex disassembly. Gene Ontology annotation, molecular function: RNA binding.
AUGGAUGAUCUUGAAUCCCUCGAGCUCUUCUCGCUGGUCUCGCGAGUGACCACCGAACUCACCAACCAUCUCGGAAUCAACGACAAAACCUUGGCCGAGUUCGUGAUCGAUCAACACCUCAAAUCCAAAUCGUUUGCGGAUUUCAAGAAUGAGCUUGAUGCGCUAGGUGCGGAGUUUCCGCCUAGUUUGAUCGAAGCGAUUGAUCGAAUGGUUGUUACCAUGCAUCCGAAAUAUAAGUCGAAGAGAGGAAUGGAUUCAGCGAGUCAUGGCGCGGAUGACGAUAUGGAAGCUUUGAAUGCUGUUGGGAAAAAGGCGAGGAUAUUCAAGGGACUAGCGAUACCGGAUAAAGUUCAGGCUUGGGAGGAUGAUGAGCCGGCACUUCCUAAGAAUCAAAAUGUUACGGAGGACGAUGCGCGAGCGGGUGCUAUGGACGAUACAUUUGCCAUGUUGGAGGGUCUUGCUGGGAAGUCAAGGGAGGACCAUCAUGAACCACCGCAAACUACAAAACCCAGCAGAAAACGCAGCAGAAGCCCGGACUACGGAGACUACGACUCUACGAGUUAUCGACGACAUAGAGAUAGGCGCAGGUCCGCCUCUCGAUCUCGCAGCCCCGAACAAAGAGAAAGACAUAGAAACGGUGUGGAUAGGGAUAGACACGAUAAAAAAGAAAGGAGAAAUGGCCAUCGAGAUAAACAUGAACGCCGGUCGAGACGUGAUCAGGAUGAUGAUGACUAUUUCCGUCGACCGCCGACUCCAGAAAUCGAUGAUCAACCUGUUCUUUACAAAACCUAUGAUGGUCGCGUUACAGGUGUUAAAGACUUUGGCGCAUUUGUGAAUUUACAAGGUGUCCGAGGGAAAGUGGACGGCCUUGUGCAUGUUUCGGCCAUGCAAGAAGGUGCCCGUGUCAACCAUCCUUCUGACCUCGUCUCGCGUGGUCAGCCAGUGAAGGUCAAGGUUGUCAGUAUACAGGGUACCAGGAUUGGACUUUCGAUGAAAGAGGUUGACCAGGUCACCGGCCGAGAUUUGAUCCCUGAAAAACGACUUGCUUCUGGCGCUAACAUGGAAAGACUACAUGGAAACGAUGCCAAGGACCGUUAUGGCAAUCUCGAUUCUGACGUCCCUGUUGUUGAAGGAGACUUCGGCAGAAAGUACAAAAAUAAAAAGAGGUUGACGUCUCCAGAGCGAUGGGAGAUCAAGCAACUCAUUGCCUCAGGAGCUGCGUCCGCAGCAGAUUAUCCGGAUAUCGACGAAGAGUAUCAUGCAACGUUGACCGGUGAAGGCGAAUUUGUGCAAGAAGAAGACAUUGAUAUUGAAGUGCGUGACGAGGAACCUCCUUUCCUUGCCGGUACCACGAAGAAGUCUCUUGAGCUCUCGCCGAUCCGUGUUGUCAAGGCGCCGGAUGGAUCAUUGAAUCGUGCUGCCAUGUCCGGUACCACCCUUAUAAAAGAACGGCGAGAGUUGAAGCAGCAAGAAGCAGCAGAGAAAGCCGCGGAACAAUCAGCCGACAUUGAUCUAGCUGCUCAGUGGCAAGAUCCGAUGGCUGACCCUGAUCAGCGUCAAUUCGCCUCAGAUUUGCGUAAAGCAAUAGAUCAUAAGCCAGAUGCUGCUGUCCCGGAAUGGAAGGCGGCAACUCAGGGAAGAAAUGUCUCAUUGGGGAAGCGUACAAAUCUCAGUAUCAAAGAGCAACGAGAAAGUCUACCAGUCUUUCAAUUCCGACAGCAACUACUUGAUGCUGUGCGAGAUAAUCAGUUAUUAAUUGUGGUUGGAGAGACUGGUUCUGGUAAAACGACACAGUUACCGCAGUAUCUUUUGGAAGCAGGAUACGGCAAUAAUGAGGAAGUGAACUGCAAACUUGGUGAGGAAAUCGGCUAUACCAUUCGUUUUGAAGAUUGCACCAGUCCGAAGACCCGGAUGAAAUACAUGACGGACGGAAUGUUACAGAGAGAGAUCCUGCUUGAUCCAGAUGUGAAACGCUACUCGUGCAUUAUCCUAGAUGAAGCUCAUGAGCGUACUAUCGCCACUGAUGUCUUAUUCGGGCUGUUGAAGAAAACUCUAAAACGGCGCCCGGACUUGAAGCUCAUUGUGACUUCUGCAACACUCGAUGCGGACAAAUUCUCGGAGUACUUCAAUGGAUGUCCUAUCUUCUCAAUCCCCGGUCGUACAUUUCCUGUCGAAGUUCUCUAUAGUAAAGAACCGGAAAGCGAUUAUAUGGCUGCAGCCCUCGAUACAGUCAUGCAAAUUCAUCUCACGGAACCUCCUGGCGAUAUUUUGGUUUUCCUGACAGGACAGGAGGAAAUCGACACGAGUUGUGAGGUCUUGUAUGAAAGAAUGAAAGCCCUGGGUCCCAGCGUUCCUGAGCUUUUGGUGCUACCCGUUUAUUCCUCAUUGCCGAGUGAAAUGCAAUCAAGGAUCUUUGAGCCGGCACCUCCAGGUGGGCGGAAGGUGGUCAUCGCUACCAAUAUUGCCGAAACGUCUAUCACGAUUGACGGGAUUUACUAUGUCGUUGACCCGGGAUUUUCGAAACAAGUUGCCUAUGAUCCGAAACUAGGUAUGGACUCCUUGGUUGUUACGCCUAUCUCCCAAGCUCAAGCGAAGCAACGAGCUGGACGAGCGGGAAGAACGGGUCCUGGUAAAUGCUUCAGACUGUACACCGAGGCGGCCUACGAGUCGGAAAUGCUUCCGACAUCUAUCCCCGAGAUUCAACGUACAAAUCUGGCACACACGAUCCUCAUGCUCAAAGCAAUGGGCAUCAACGACCUGUUAACGUUUGAUUUCAUGUCACCUCCGCCAGUUGCCACCAUGCUCAGUGCCAUGGAAGAGUUGUACGCGUUGUCGGCUCUCGACGACGAAGGUCUUUUGACACGUUUGGGCCGGAAAAUGGCAGAUUUCCCAAUGGAGCCUAGUCUAGCAAAAGUGCUCCUUGCUUCUGCCGAUAUGGGAUGUUCGGACGAAAUUUUGACUAUUGUUGCAAUGCUUUCAGUUCAGACAGUCUUUUACAGGCCCAAGGAGAAGCAACAACAAGCAGAUCAGAAGAAAUCUAAAUUUCAUGAUCCUCACGGUGAUCAUCUCACACUACUGAAUGUGUACAAUGCUUGGAAGCAAUCUAACUAUAAUAAUGCUUGGUGCUUUGAGAAUUUCAUACAGGCUCGAUCGAUGCGUCGUGCUCAAGAAGUUCGAAAGCAACUUGUCGGUAUCAUGGAUCGGUAUCGGCACAAGAUCAUAUCCUGCGGACGUGAUACAAGCAGAGUACGAUUGGCCCUUUGCACAGGAUUUUUCCGGAAUGCUGCCCGCAAGGAUCCUCAAGAAGGCUACAAGACACUUAUUGAAGGUACUCCCGUGAGCGUUCACCCAUCGUCAGCCUUGUUCGGAAAGGGCACGGAAUAUGUUAUCUACCAUACUCUGGUUCUUACGACGAAGGAGUUCAUGCAUUGCAUCUCAUCGAUCGAAGCUCAGUGGCUCGUGGAAGCAGCACCGACAUUUUUCAAGGUGGCGCCAACGGAUCGCCUCUCGAAACGCAAGAAAGCUGAACGUAUUCAACCUCUGCACAAUCGGUUUGCAGGCCAGGACGAUUGGCGCUUAUCAGCACAGCGAAAACAGGGCCGUGGAGGUGGCGGAGCCAUGUACUGGGCACCCGACAUCGCCGAUGCUGCCUUCACCGCAGCCCUCCUGACGCUUCUUCCAGCAGGMGCCAUCAUAUUGACCCCCAAGCGCUCCAUAAUUCGAUACAUCGCAAUAAUCUGUUGCGUGUUGCUUACUUCACGCUUCAUGCAACCCGUCGUCGGAUCAAGUACCAUUCGGACUAUCGGCUCGACUCAAUUGGUCCUAACCACGAUACAAGCGAUCAACGUUCUCAUUCUGAACCCCCUUGACAAAAAUGAUAUCGCGCAAGAGGUCCCCAAGGGCGCACGGUCUCGUUUCGCUCGGUUAUAUCAUGCUGCAGAAGCUGUGGUACAGCUGCGAGCUAUCAAUACUCCUCGUCAGAUAAAGAAUGUUCCUGCGUAUCCGAGUUACUACUCGACUCGCUUGCGUGAGGGUGCUAUUCCACGGGGCGCCUUUCUGCGCAGACAGAUUUUGAUAUUUAUCUGGCAGUAUCUAGCACUCGAUCUUCUGCAGACUGCAGCAAGACUUCAAGCAUCGCCACAGACUGGUGCAACGUCCGAUAUCACAUUCACCCAUGUGGAUUAUCAUGUACCGCUUGAGAAAUGGAUUGAGCGUAUGCUAAAGAAUUUGAUUAACUGGUUCUUACUAUCACGCAUCAUCAUCGACGCCAAUUAUCGUUUUUUGUCGAUUAUGUUUGUUGGAUUCGGCGGCGACUCUCCGGAUAAUUGGCCUCCACUGUUUGGAAGGAUGGCAGACGCUUACACGGUUCGGAAUUUCUGGGGCUUUCCAGCGGCUUUCUAUUCUCUCGUUCUUGAUACUUACAACGCAUUUAAUCCUAGGAAAUUUUGGCAUCAGCUCCUUCGGGGCCCAUUCACCGCUGUUACCAACUUUAUCGCCAGGGAUAUAUUGAAUCUUCCUCGCCCAUCGCUUCUGGAGAGAUACACGAAUAUUUUCUUGGUUUUCGGUAUCUCCGGCGUUCUGCACGUCUUGGUUGAUCAUCUUCAGGCGAUUCCGUCUGAAUACUCCGGUGCAAUGAUCAUGUUUCCCAUUACCGCCUUUGCAGUCAUGUUUGAAGAUGGUGUACAAGAGCUUUGGCGAAGACUCGCUCAUGAUGCCAAUMCCAGCGAGCCGCAAAAGAAGAUGACAUCCCCACCACUGUGGCACAGGAUCGUUGGUUAUCUCUGGACUAUGGCUUGGCUAGGUGUCGUUUCUGAAUGGUAUCUCCACCCCAUGACUCAAUUGCCACCAGAGCUCACGACGACUGUUCCUGUGAGCUUGGUUGGAAAGAUAGGAUUAGCCCCAAUCGGUGGCACUCUACUGGGCACUGGUUUGUUGCUGGCCUAUUUUCUGAAAGCUGAACUUUAA